This is a messenger RNA of Pipistrellus kuhlii (Kuhl's pipistrelle), 1932 nucleotides long. RefSeq names its product mitochondrial RNA pseudouridine synthase RPUSD4. NCBI's taxonomy places the organism in Eukaryota, Metazoa, Chordata, Mammalia, Chiroptera, Vespertilionidae. Gene Ontology annotation, biological process: pseudouridine synthesis. The transcript is spliced from 7 exons. Gene Ontology annotation, molecular function: RNA binding; pseudouridine synthase activity. The record is from RefSeq and is a predicted model, not a curated record. Bases 31 to 1146 code for a protein of 371 amino acids.
GUCGCCACUCGCCCCGCCCUUCUCGGCAAGAUGGCGGCGCCCAGCUGGGGCGUGCUGCGCCUCCGGGUUCGGGGUUUCGGGCAGGGUGUGGGCAGUCUCCUCUGUCUCGUGCCAAAGCCAUUUUGUACCGCCGCCGCUGCUGCUGCCUCUAAGCCCCUGGACGCCCAGCAGUUAGCGGAGAAGCUCCGAGCCCAGAAACAGGAACAAAAAGCGAAGAAGGAGCCGGAGCUCAAAAACCCGGUCCAGCGGAGAGUGCACGAACUAGUGCGGUUCACUCAGCAGUUGCAACGAGUCCACCCCAACGUGCUCGCUAAGGCACUGAGCCGGGGGAUUGUCCACCAGGACAAGGACCUUGUGGUCAUCAAUAAGCCCUAUGGUAUCCCUGUGCAUGGUGGCCCUGGGGUCAAGCUCUGCAUCAGUGAUGUCCUGCCUAUCCUGGCAAAGGUGCUUCAUGGCCACAAGGCAGAGCCCCUGCACCUGUGCCACCGGCUCGACAAGGAGACUACAGGCGUCAUGGUGUUGGCUCGGGACAAGGAGGUGGCACACCAGGUCCAAGAGCUCUUCAGAACCCGGCAGGUGGUGAAGAAGUACUGGACCAUCACUGUGCGCAUCCCUGUGCCCUCAGCAGGCGUCGUGGAUAUCCCCAUCGUGGAGAAGGAGGUGCAAGGGCAGAAGCACCACAAGAUGACGCUGUCCCCGAGCUACCGCAUGGACAACGGGAAGAUGGUGAAAGUGCGGGCCAACCGGAGCGCACACGUGGCUGUGACUGAGUACCAGGUGCUGAGCAGCACCGUGUCCUCCGCCCUCUUGGAGCUCCACCCUAUCACUGGAGUAAAACAUCAGCUUCGUGUUCACCUGUCUUUUGGAUUGGAUUGCCCAAUCCUUGGCGAUCAUAAGUACUCAGACUGGAAUAAGUUGGCCCCUCAGAAGCUGUCUGCCGGCACUCUGCGGAAGCUGGGGCUGCCACAGGCGAAGGCCCGCCACCUCCCUCUGCACCUGCAUGCCCGCCAGCUCGUCCUGCCUGCCCUGGGUUCCAGGAAGGAGGAGCUCAACCUGGUCUGCAGUCUCCCUCGCUACUUUGUACGUUCUGUGAGCCGCCUGGGCCUAAAGCUGCCAAGUCAGGAUCCAGACGAACUACAAAGCUGAGCCCCUGGGAGUUUAGGGAAGAUGGCUGGACAGUGCGCACUGGCCUUGAAUUCUUCCCUUUGUUGAAUGGAUGCGGCUAACUUCUCCUGUGGGACAGACUCCAGAAGAGCCAAGCGAGGAGCUGAAAGACUCCAGCUGCUCAGGGCUCUUACUGGAAACUGAUGUGUAUUUUCUGAUCCUGGGCCACAGCCUGGGAAAGCCCGUGGGAAGUCUCCCUGCCUCGGGGUCAUCUUGCCAAAAUGGACAAGAGCCCAGGACAAGGCAGGUGGGGGUCACUGAUUGGGAACCGAGAACUGCAGCCCGGAACCUGUGAGCAGGCGUUUUUCACCCAACAAUAAAGUUCUUAGUCCACCAGGCAGGCUCCUGUGGUUGGGAGGCACGUGUUUGGUACUGGCAGAUGAGAACUUCAGAAGCAGCCUGUCACCGUCCCUGGAACUGCGGGACCAUGAGCAAGCCCUUCUGCUUCGUUUUCCAUCUCAGGUUUUGUAGACACAGAAUUCGGGGAUUCCCUCCAGCUCCAGCCUGUGAGCCAUGCUUCUUCACCUGUGAUCCUGGGACCUGGGACGGGUGCAUGACAGCAGGGAAGCAGAUAAAAACGUAGGCAGAUAACAGGAAGGAGUGGCGCGGGCAGGUGUGCACGUGGUGAGGGCACACACCGUCUGAAGAGGGCAUUGGAUGGCUCCAUCUGGGCGUGGCUGUGUGGGAACAGCUGUUAUCAUUAUUUUCAGAGUCAGGAAAUCCAGAUGUUUAUGUGAAAUGUCCCUGUAUGUGGCUAAGUAAAGCAAU